ACAAUGUUGAUCUCGGAAAUAUAUUUAGAAGCUAUGUAGCAUGUGUCCAUUUUUGAAGUAAUAAUUAUCAAUGUCGACACCGACCUAUGAAUUAGAGUGCCUAAAUUGGUUCGAAUGAAGGGUGUACAAAAUGCUGCACAUUCAUUUCAAAACUGAAAACCCCUCUGAAAAUUUGGGGUGAUUGGGCCAGUCCGCCUGUUUUCAACAGAAGCAACAACUAUCAAAAUAAGCAUGUUAGUAUGCAAGUGCACUUCACAGGCAUUAUAGAGGAAGAAGCCGGAAAACAAGUCAGGUGCACCUGUAUGAAGAGAAAAUGACAGGGGGUGAGCAGUUUGAUCCAAUCUGCAGAAUUUGCUUGGAAUCAACCCCAAUUUCUGUGCUGGGUGAAGCUGGUUUAUUGGCAGAGGAGCGUUUGAUAUCACCUUGUGCUUGCAGCGGAACACAAGCUUAUGUACAUCUGAAAUGUUUGAGAAGGUGGCAGAAUGCUGUCUUGACGUCGACGAGACCUGGAGCCAGUCGUACAGCUGCUAUAAUAUGUCCGGUUUGCACUACAAAGUUCUCUGUUGUCCCCCCUCAUACUGGGUUGACUUCUCGCACAUUGAAAGUUAUCACCAAUUACUCAUGUGAAUGGGCUAGCGUCAUUUGUGUAUUGUGUGCUUGCUACUUUGCUCUUGCUGGUCUCAACUUGCAGACGAUUCUGGACGAAUUUGAAACUGCAUUGGCCUUGGCUCGAGAAAUUUUACCAUGUAGUUUUAACAUCAACACAGAAGAGGAAUGCUUGUCGUGGGCAUGCAGCAUGCUAGAAAGGAAAUUGGGAUCUGGUCGACCAAGUCUACACCCUGGCACUGUGUUGGUGGCUACUGCUGCAAUGUCUUCCUCUUUUUUCUUUGGUUCUGUUGUGCUCCUUUAUGAGCAUAAAAGGUGUAGUGGCUCCCGAGGACUUAUUUUGAAUAUGCCACUUGAGAAAGAGAGAGUUUUUGAUUGGGAAGUCAAGUCUCUACGAAGUAGGCAUAUUGGUGCACUUUCUAGGCAUGUAGAACAUGGAGCUGGUGGGCCUGUGGCACCAAAUGACUGGAUGGUUUUACAUAAAUGUGCUUGUUGUAAAACAUCAACACCAAAACACUUGUGCAAUCAGUCUCUUGGUAAAGAGAAACCAUUUACAAGGGACUGGGGACUAGAACUAUUGCCGGGAGUUUUUCUUGGAAGAGAUCUUUCACCUGUGCUUCACUUUGCAAAAGAAGAAACCCUGGUAAUUACACAUCAAAUACUUCAUGGUCAUGCCGAGUGGUUUGUGGGUCAGCUGGGUAGUGAAGUAAAGAGAGGGUUUUGGCUCGCCAAGUCAAAUGCAUCUGAAGCAUUGCUUUCAAAUUCUCCACAAGAGCUUUGGCAAGCCUUGAUUAAUGAGUAACCAUUCAUAUAUUCCUUUCUUGUAGGUAUUGUUUUUCUUGUCUAAUAAAUUCCAAUUGUUAGUAGUUUUAUUUUUGUAAAUGUGACUGCCAUUGUCACCUUUCUGGAAGCUGAGAAAGCAUAAAUGAAAAAAUGUAUGAACAGCAAUUUAUUGUUUCGGUGUAAAUAUAACUACACAUUUCUUUUUA
Messenger RNA from Cryptomeria japonica (Japanese cedar), 1595 nucleotides. RefSeq lists its product as uncharacterized. The transcript is spliced from 8 exons. Lineage: Eukaryota; Viridiplantae; Streptophyta; Pinopsida; Cupressales; Cupressaceae. The coding region runs from base 314 to 1408 and encodes 364 amino acids. The record is from RefSeq and is a predicted model, not a curated record. Gene Ontology annotation, molecular function: zinc ion binding.